This is a messenger RNA of Strongylus vulgaris, 1023 nucleotides long. NCBI's taxonomy places the organism in Eukaryota, Metazoa, Nematoda, Chromadorea, Rhabditida, Strongylidae. The record is from the annotation of a GenBank genome assembly.
AUGAUUCCUCGAACACAGCUUCCAAAUGCGAUUCCUGAAGAUUCUGAAGGAAGUGAAAAUGAUGAAGUGCCGCCCAUACAAGCUCCACCCGCUCGUGCAUUACGAAGACUCUCUGCUUCAAUUCCCAUUAGGAAGCACUCACCAUUCCUACAAGGAAUUAGUUCUGCUCACGUAAUCGAGGAAGAUGAAGUCGUGCCUGCUCGGCAGGAGAAGCAACAGAGCACAACGUUGAGGAAAGUGGAAGAAAAGUUGGAGUCAGUCGAUGAAGAAAGCAGUAUCAGUCCAAAUCGAUCGCGUGCGCCUAGUUCAACGUAUGAGUUCCCAUGUCCGAGGCUAUCCGAUUCUGUUGUUGCAAACAUGAUCAAGUUGUCUGUGCUAAGCGAAGGACGCUCUAGAUUUGGAAUUGUUUCAAAAUACAUUAACAAAACAACGAUGGCCAACUAUGCGGUAGCUGAGUGGGACAUCAAGGCGAUGGAUAGAAAGGUCAGCCAUUUACUCCUCUCUGGCGGGUUUCCUGUGCUAAGCGAAGGACGCUCUAGAUUUGGAAUUGUUUCAAAAUACAUUAACAAGACAACGAUGGCCAACUAUGCGGUAGUUGAGUGGGACAUCAAGGCGAUGGAUAGAAAGAGUCUCGACGAGGUCAUAUGUCAGCUAGAGUUUGUUUCAACGCUAAGACAUCCGCGAAUCGGCAGUGUAUAUGGAUAUUACGUAACUGAUAGCCGACUGCAGAUCUUUCGAACAUUUUUACCAAGUGGAGCAGUGGCUGAUCAGCUGAAACUUGCUCCGUUACCUGAAAUUACAGCAAUGAAGUACUUCAAGCAAUCACUAGAGGCUCUAAAUUUUUUACACGAGAGAGGCGUUGUACAUGGUGACAUUAAAAGUAAGUACUUCAAGCAAUCACUAGAGGCUCUGAAUUUUUUACACGAGAGAGGCGUUGUACAUGGUGACAUUAAAACAUCAAACCUGUUGAUCACAUUAUCUGGCGACAUUCAAGUAACGGACAUCUCCUUACCUCGUGAGUAA